Messenger RNA from Huiozyma naganishii CBS 8797, 696 nucleotides. RefSeq names its product resistance to Congo red protein. The record is from RefSeq and is a predicted model, not a curated record. Gene Ontology annotation, biological process: vesicle-mediated transport. Lineage: Eukaryota; Fungi; Ascomycota; Saccharomycetes; Saccharomycetales; Saccharomycetaceae. The transcript has a single exon. Bases 1 to 696 code for a protein of 231 amino acids. Gene Ontology annotation, cellular component: intracellular membrane-bounded organelle.
AUGCUAAUAACCCCAACUAUCUCAUACUUAUUGCCGAGGUCGUCUUCGGACUCAUCUUUCCUCCAAGGUGACGACGAUCCGUUCAACUCUUCUUCUUGGCAAUGGGGCAGAUGGGUCUUAUUUGUGAUUUUCCUAUUUGCUAUGAUAGUUCUGGUCUUCUUUACUCUAACCACUAACAGAAGGAGAAGACAGAUGGGCCGGGCGCCGAUCCGAGGAACAGCGUGGAUGACACCACCGUCUUACCGCCAGUCGGAAAGGCAGUACCAGGGGAACUCCCAAGGUUACGUGGUGGACUAUGUACCGGAAUACAGCGCAGAGACCAAUGAAAACGAUUUAGGAUACUAUGAUGAAAGAGGCGAGUUCCACCCUAAUGGCAAAACUGAAUAUAUUUCCCCACCACCUUUGGAAGGCUCUCCAGACACAUCAGGUGCUGGAACUGCGUCCCCGGGUGUACCUCUGCAACGGCCGGAUCCUGCAAUGUUGAGACAGAGCAUGAACAACUCUGAUAUUGAAUUGGAUUUCACAAGACCGACUUUCACAGCACAGAACUUCCAUGAACCUGCGAGAGAGGAGACGAGAUACUUGGAAACCCGAGAUAUCGAUUCACCAAAUGUAAUGGAAGGUUCAUCUCGUGCGUCUUCUAGGUCGAGUCAGGUCCAAAAAGACACAGUUCAUGUUACAGAAAAGGUUGGUUAA